GAGCGACACAACAUUACUUGGUGUCAAGGCGUCGGUGGAGGAGUAACGGGUCAGGAGGAGCCAGAAGUCUACGCCGCCCCGCCGGACCUCCCCCGUCACUCUCAACAGCAACAGCAGCACUAAGACCACCACCAAGACCACCACCAACAACUACCACCAGCAUGAAGAUGAUGGCUGUAAUAGUGCUGAUGGUGAUCAACAUUCUCCACACUGGGGAAGCUGUAGAGUGCUACGACAUCGAUAUCGAGGAGUGUGGAGGUUCCUGCUUCACUACAGUCAACCAAGGGAAGGAUACAACGCAAGGCUGUCUUCCUCUUAUCCAGAGCGAUGGAGACACGCCGGAUAAUUUUGGCUUCACCAUUACAACCUAUUGCAACAGCGACUUGUGCAACACUGGUCACACUACUUCGUUAAGCUACGCCGUGCUCCUUCUGGUCCUGGGGCUCCUGCUGCGGAUGUAAACUAC
Messenger RNA from Procambarus clarkii (red swamp crayfish), 466 nucleotides. RefSeq lists its product as uncharacterized. The record is from RefSeq and is a predicted model, not a curated record. NCBI's taxonomy places the organism in Eukaryota, Metazoa, Arthropoda, Malacostraca, Decapoda, Cambaridae.